GCGCUUGGCGGUGAUGACGCGCCGGUCACGGGCACGCGCCCUUGUGGAGUGAUGAGGCGCCGGCCACGCGCGGUCAGAUCACUGUUCUUUCUGUGGCGGCGCGGUGCUCGGUGUCGAGUGUUCGUCCGUCCUCCCCGACCCACACCGAGAGCCAGUGUUCAUGUCGGCCAAAUCUCCUGUCAACUUGUUGCUAAUAUUCGGUUCCGCAACCUUCUACCUGUACGUGCUGUCCAGGAACCUACCUCAUGCGACGUAUAAGCGGGAGCCGGUGAGCGAGGAAGAGAGCCAGGAGCAGAGGUCGUUGACGUUUCCAUCUGAUCUUGAAGAGUUGCGAGCAAUUGCUGGAUUGCUGUAUUCAUACAAAGCAGAGCACACUGGUUAUGUGUUGUUACUUUUCUGCAGUGCGUACCUCUACAAACAGACAUUUGCAAUCCCUGGCUCCUCCUUCUUGAAUAUAUUGGCAGGUGCAUUAUUUGGACCAUGGCUCGGCCUUGCCUUGUGCUGUGUUUUAACUGCCAUCGGAGCAACUUUCUGCUUCCUGCUCUCCAGGGCGUACGGCAAACAGAUUAUUGUACGUCGAUUUCCUGAGAAACUCGCAAUACUGCAAGAAAAGGUACAAGAGAAUAGGAACAGCCUGUUUUUCUUCCUCUUGUUUCUCAGGUUUUUCCCCAUGACACCAAACUGGUUCCUCAACAUCACAUCUCCUAUCCUGAAUGUCCCUCUUACCCAUUUCUUCUUCUCCAUUGUUGUUGGUCUUCUUCCUUAUAAUUUUAUCUGUGUGCAAACCGGCUGCAUCCUAUCUGAGAUCUCCUCACUAGAUAACCUGUUCUCAUGGUCCAUUCUCGUGAAACUGCUAGCCAUUGCCAUGGUGGCACUUGUGCCAGGUGCUGUAAUCAAACACUGCAGCCACCACCAGCUGGGCGAAAAGGUCAAAAAUGGUCAUGUAGAUAAUGGUCGAAAAACUCGAUGACUGAUGCUAAACUUCUGUGAUUUACAAUUUUAUAAUAUUAUGAGAGUCUUAAUAUGAAGAAAUCUUCCUGAAAUGUAGUUAUAUUUGUACUAUAGAUGCCUGUUCAGUAGAAUCUGAACCAUAGAAUUUGAAUAGUGUUCAAAGCACUAAAUGUGCAUUUUUCUACAAGCUACCUGUUUGGGUUAAAUCCGUCCAACUUACCCACCAGUUAAUUCUUCACUCACAAGUGAAGUCAGAUAGUUCAUCAUUUCUAAAACUCAGAACACUGCACUAACCAGUAGGUUGCUGUCUUGCAUUACGGGUAAUUAAAAUAAACUGUCAAGUACAGAGAUGAGAUGGGUGUUUUUAUUAAACCUCUUAAAUUCUCAGCUAGUCAGAAUCAUGACAAUUAUUUUCCUUAAAUGUAACUGUUUAAGUCUAUUUGUUUUUGACAAUUAUCAAUUGAUACGAAAAAGCCUUUGAGUAAAGUAACAGGAGAAGCAACAUUUGCACUGUUUCACUUCAGUCUAUGUGGAUUAGUCAAGAUAUAGCUUGCUGAUGUCACUAGUCUUUCCAGAUUAGGGAGCAGAGCAUUAGGGCUAUAGGUCUAAUGGUUCUAGGUCCUUUAAGGGCCUGUCCCACUUGGGUGUCAUUAGCACGUCACGCAGAUGGCGAGCGAAGAUUUUGUACAUCCCAAAAUCCUGGGGCGCCGC
Molecule: messenger RNA, 1662 nt
Organism: Amblyraja radiata (thorny skate)
Lineage: Eukaryota; Metazoa; Chordata; Chondrichthyes; Rajiformes; Rajidae
Product: transmembrane protein 41A
Exons: 5
Coding region: 161-970 (269 amino acids)
Source: RefSeq, a predicted model, not a curated record